This is a messenger RNA of Papilio polytes (common Mormon), 1943 nucleotides long. Its product is annotated as zinc finger Y-chromosomal protein 1-like. Bases 189 to 1232 code for a protein of 347 amino acids. Gene Ontology annotation, molecular function: DNA-binding transcription factor activity, RNA polymerase II-specific; RNA polymerase II transcription regulatory region sequence-specific DNA binding; zinc ion binding. Gene Ontology annotation, cellular component: nucleus. The transcript has 8 exons. Gene Ontology annotation, biological process: regulation of transcription by RNA polymerase II. The record is from RefSeq and is a predicted model, not a curated record. Lineage: Eukaryota; Metazoa; Arthropoda; Insecta; Lepidoptera; Papilionidae.
UAAACAUUUCAGUGAUUUCAAUUUUCAAUAACGAAAAUGAAUGUAUUUAUUAAGCUAUUUAAUCGUUUAAGACCUAAUAUUAAUUAUGAAUAUUAAUGUAAAAAAAUAAAAUCUAAACCCACCUUUACCGGGUUUCUUAAUUACUAAUAGGUGUCAGUUUUAACAAUUUGUAAAAUUAAUACAAAACAAUGUCAGUUUACUUAACUAAAUCAAUGUUAUCGAAGUUAAAUAAGGUGAAAUAUUCAAUUUGUGACUAUAACGACGAUGAGGAUUGCGGCAGUAACGAUCCUUGGCAAAAGCUUUCUAUCGAUGGAAAAGCGACAGUACAACUAGCAAAGGAUACAAUAUGUAGGGUUUGUGCACAGAGAGGAUCAAUUCCGUUGAGCAAUAAACUAGAUGGUUAUGAUAUAAUGGGAGCUCUCUGCAGUAUAACUAAUGUUUCAAUCAGUCCUGAUGAUUCCUUACCAAAGUACAUAUGUAAUGAAUGUCUUGAAACAUUAAAAGUAACUAUGGCAUUCAAGAAUACAUGUGAAACAACUGAUAAAAGAUUUAGAAAAAUUCUAAAUCCAUUAGGAGAUCCAUUAUUCCAUUCAUAUCCAUAUUCUAAACAUGAUUUUCAACUAAUUUUACAUCAAAUGAAACUGAAGAGGGUAAAGAUGGAACAGAAAAGGGAGAGAGAGAGAAAAAGAAAAGAAAGAGUGCAACAGAAGAAAAUACAUUCUAAAGUGAAAGAGAUUAAGUGCUCCCCUUGUGAUAUGGUGUUUGAAACUAAAGAGCAAUUGGCAUGUCACCGUCGCGAGGCGCAGUGCAUGCGGCGCGCGUGCGACGUGUGCGGCCAGCUGGUGCUCAGCAUCGGCCAGCACAUGCGCCACAUACACAAGCGCGCGGCCCCGCACACCUGCCCCACCUGCGGCAAGGACUUCCCCAUCGUAGCACGCCUCAAGAGUCAUAUGCGCGCGCCGCACCCCGCCACCCUCACCACCUCGCUCACCACACCGCUCACCACACCACUCACCACCUCCCUCACCACACCGCUCACCACCCUCGCCGACCCCUACCUAACACAGCACAAGGAGUACGCGCAGCCCCACCACCUCUACUUCUCUGACGUCAUCAUACAACAACCCGCUGACGGACAAGCACAGACUGUACAGAUAACAUUGCCGGAAUUAGUUUUGAAAAAGGACGACGUCAAAAUAUACGAAACGGAACAGACGAUCGCAUAUUUUUAAUUUUUUUUUAUUUACAAACCUGUUGCCAGUAUUGCCGCUUCACAAUGCACAUUGUAAUCAAAAUUAUGUUAACUAUAGUUUUAACUGUAUAUAAUAUAUUUGUAGUAAACAAUGAAUUCUUACUAUUUUAAAUCGAUUUAGGCGCCCACUAAGGGCGCCGGGUAUGAAAGGGCGCCAUAGGUUUAUAAAGAGGCGGCCCGGGCGCCUUUUUUGUACGAGUUUAUGUUACAAUGAGGGGGCGCUACAGUAAUUUCGGGCGCCGGUUACGUUAAAGGCCCUGCAAAUAAUAUACACUGUCAUUAUUUUGUAUUUUAUUUUUAGGUAAUUAUUCCAUUCUUAAUCAACACAGGAGUAUAUUGCUAUCUCUAUUUCUCUCACAGAUAAUGUGAAGGAUGCUGUCAUCUACAAAAUAUAGUGUUUUGUUUUGUGUAUUAUUACCGCUAUAUACAAACUUUUUUCUGUAAUUAUAAUGCGACGAAAUAUGGAGUAAAGCUGUAUGUUAGUAUAGUCGAAUACAUUAGGAAUGAGAAAUUAUAACAGAUUUUACUUUUAAAAGGUAUCAUAUUCACAGAGUAUUUAAAAAUAGACAUGUGUAAAUAUUUCUCUUUUUAUUAAAAUUCGAAUAUACUUACUGUUAAGCAUUUUGUAAGGAUAACAAAGUAAUAUGUUAUAAAAUCUAUAAUCGAACGAACAUGUAAGUUUAUAAUAAUG